Molecule: messenger RNA, 2893 nt
Organism: Trachymyrmex cornetzi
Lineage: Eukaryota; Metazoa; Arthropoda; Insecta; Hymenoptera; Formicidae
Product: cilia- and flagella-associated protein 100
Exons: 7
Coding region: 82-1995 (637 amino acids)
Source: RefSeq, a predicted model, not a curated record
UUAGAUCUCUCCGUUCGGUGUGAUUCGAUGGCUCUCAUGAUAGUUUUACUGUGAUUUUUUGUGUGCUUUCAAUUCAGAUUAAUGAAAAAUAAAACGCGGAAGAUGAGCUUUUCCGAGUUGCGCGAAGUCGACCAAAGAAUCCAUCAGCUGACGGCAGGCAGGAAAUUACGCGCAACGCAUAAGACUGAAUCAACUUUUAACAAUGAUGUUUAUCGCAAUUUUUCAAGAAUGCAACGUAAUUGGACUAGCGGUCAUAAAUUUCUAAAUGAACGUGAAAAUGUAAGGGAUGAGCAACAAUCGCCUUUUGCUUUUCCUUCUUGUUCCCAAACCUUGUCCCAUCUUCAAUGGUGGAAAAUGCAGAAAAAGAAAGCGAUAUCUAAACGCGACAGAAAAGUCUACAAGGAUCGACAUAAAAUUUUGCAAUCCCAUAAUAUUUUACGAAGAUUACACGUGAACGUUGAGAUAGAAGCAGAAGAAGCAAAAAAACACAAAGAGUUGGAUAAAGUGAUUGCUAUGACGGAUGUGGAUCCACAGUAUUUUACAGAAUUAUCCGGUAGACCUGUGAAAGAAAAGUUUUCAUUGAAACAGUAUAUCCAAGAUAUAAGAGAAAUAUUAAAAACAAAACUUCUCAUUAGUCAAGAAAAAGAUGAUUGUAUUCGCAUUGAUCAACAAUUUGAGCAAGAGACACACCGAUUACGACAAAUCCAGUAUCGUUGUCGGCGAUACGCAAACGGCUUCGAAGAAUUCCUAUCGAAAGAUCACGAGAAAAGUAUGCAAAUGCUGAAGAAAGCGGAAUGGGAAGCAAAACUGACGGAAGAGAUUAGCACCCGGAGGAACGAGCUUGCGAAACAAUUCGGUCAGAGUAGGUUGGACAUUUAUGUCUUGGAAGAGAAUUGGAGAUUAGUAAAAAUGUGCCAGAUGUUCCUUUAUCGCGUGUCACCUGUCGCUUGGAGGAUCAAGCAUGACUGGCUCCAAUCCGAAUCAGAAAGGAGCAUUACCUUUGUCGAUACUCCAUCGAUGGACCUGUUUAACAGAUACAAAACACUAGAUGAAAGCGCAUCCUUGGAGAAAUUGAUAGAAUUAUUCGAACAGGACACCACUGAUGCCGGCCCGGCCGUGUUGUACUUCGAUGAUCCAUUCGAUUUAAUCCGCAUCUUCCGGGCAAUGGAGACCCAGAAUUUAAACGCACUUGUACAUCUCGAAUCCCUCGCCGCCCCGAUGGCAGAUAUGACCAUGACAAUCACUAUGACUGAAGCGCAAAUCAAACGAGAGAUCAGUGAAAUUACUUCAACGAUCAAUGACUUAGAAAAUUUCAUCGUCGAAGCAGAAAAUAGAGCAGCAAAUCUCCAGGAAUACGCUAAUUAUCUUCUCCGAGAUGUUUUUCGACAUCUUGUCUGCUCUGAAGAAGUACUCUAUCUUCGCGUUUUCAUAGAAGAUACCUAUGAGAGUUGCAUAGGUCCGAACGACGCGAAUCUUGAUAGUUUUUCGAUGAUGAAAUGGAUUGAAAAAAUGCACGAGGAGCUUAAUCUCCAGCUGGAUAAUCUGCCACGCGAAAUUGUUCGUGCUUGUGAGCGAGAAGGAUUCCGUCAAGAAAUGAAGGUUAUAAAGGAAGCGGAAGACGCCGCAAGAAAGUUCGAACUAAUGCAUCGACUAUUGGACGCUCUGAAGCGCGUUAUGGAAUUACCUGCGAGUAAGAAACGGCCACUAAUUCGACGUUCAGUACCGAUUAUAACCAAGACGAAGCCGCCAUUACAUUUACCAAAACCGACGGAGGAGGAAAUCCAAUAUCUUACCUUCUUCACCGAUUACUGCAGAUUACGCGAUGACUUCGUCACAUAUCGUUCCAAGUUUCCGGAUGAUUUCAAUUUGACAUUCCAGAGCAAGCGAGAUGAUAUCGAAAAUAAAACGAUAUUUAAUGAUGUAUCUUCGAGUCGAGAACAAAUGCAGGAAAAGGAGAAAGAGGAAGAGGGAAAAGCAGAAGAAAAGAGAAAAUGAAUAUACUAUUGAAAACGUAACAGAAUCAGCACAUUUAUUUGAAAAUUCCGCGUGCGUAUAUAUCCGAAAGGAUUCUAUCAGUCUAAUGCGCUACGCAUUGUCGAUUACUUAGCGCUAUUAAUAAUUAAUAUGUAUACAUAAAUAGGCGAUUUAACGAUCAAUGUUGAAGCACAAGAUAAAAUAUUCAGAGAUAAUAAAACACAACAAGAGGCAACUACAGCGUACAAUAGAAUUCGGGACGAUAGUCGAUAUAAAAACAACAAUCAUGCUUGAUUUCUUGAUUACAAAGCGCCAAUUUAUACAUUCCUUCUUAUAAACUUUAUAAGAAGACUGCGAUAUACACUUCACCUUCAAGUAUUUCUUUUUCUUUUUACACACACGAGCAACUUUUUUAAAUAAAAUCUCUACUACUAGAGAUCACAUACAGAAUGGACCGAAAGUCUGGACAGUCGAAUAUCUCAUAAAAAAAGUAUUUUUGAGAAAAACGCUUUCAUAAGCUUGUAAAAUUUGAACAUCAAACGGCGAGACUUAUUUGAUCUCGAGUGUAAGUAUGGAGAAGUUCUCGAAGUCAACUUUAAUUUUGAAAGUAAACGUCCAUUUUUUCAAUUAGCUGAUGUCGAGAUCUUUUUAUUUCCUUUAAUUAAUAGGUCAAAUCUAAGCAGAAUCGUAAGGUUCGUAAUUUAAUCCUGUAAAACUUGUAAAAAUUUAUGACUAGUAUUGUAAUUUUAGUCACUGUAAGACGUACUAUUAUUCAUGAAUAUCUACGAUUUCUCGUUAAUCUUAUGGUUAGCAAGAACUUAUGUAAAGUCUGUCUGUAAAGAUACUGGAUAAAAUUAUAAGCCAUUUGCAAGUACUUCCAAGUCUGACGAGAAUGUUAUGAAUCUUAUGAUUUAGUUUA